AUGGUCUCCGUCGAUUUCCCCGACGGCAAAGUUCCGAAGAACGGACGAAGCUACGCGAUCUGGAGCGGAUAUCAACUCGACCUCCGCUCUUUCCAGGAGCUCGUCAGUUCGAUCCCUGUCUGCCAGCCCCAUCUGCCUGUCGGCGUUCCCGUCGAAAACGAGUUCGCGGAUGAGGUCGGCUCUGACGAUGAAAACCCACUGCCGCCACAGCCGCGUUACAACAACUCGACGCUGGCCUACCUGUAUGCGUGGAUGGGCUUCAGGAAGACCCUCCCGCCCGCACUCCGGAAACGCUGCCCAGACUCGACGUACAGGUACUUCCCCGGAAUGAGGGGCGUCGACUCACCGCCGGAGCAACGACACUCGCACAUCUUCUUCCCUUCGCGAUGGAUUCCAUACAGAGGCAGGGCCCAGCUGGAGGAGACGCAUCCUGACUACAAACAAGCCAUGACGCCCACCCAGAAUGAAGAACAAAUCCUCGCUGCGAUCGUUGAAGCCGUGAAGGAGAGCGGGGGGGAGAUUGAGAUCGAGGAGUUCGAAUGGGCCGGCCUGGUGGACUUGGAUUACAACUCGGGGUUUGUCACGGUGAGGCUCAAGUACUUCGUUCGUAUCACCGUCGACUAA
Molecule: messenger RNA, 624 nt
Organism: Epithele typhae
Lineage: Eukaryota; Fungi; Basidiomycota; Agaricomycetes; Polyporales; Epitheliaceae
Exons: 2
Coding region: 1-624 (207 amino acids)
Source: RefSeq, a predicted model, not a curated record